AUGAGCCGCUUCCUGAGCCGACUCACCACUGACAAAGCCCUCCACCACCUCCCGUCGCUCUCCCGCCUCUACGACGUAUCCUCUCUCUUCCUUCUCUCUCUCCUCCGCGGCCUGCUCUCCAAACCCCUGGGCUUCAUGGAUUCGCUCCUCUUCUCCAAGGACGAUGACGUUGUUCUCUCCAGCUUCGAUCACUCCUCUCUGCCCCCUUCCUUCUCCGACCCCGGCGAGUCCAUCUUCCUCGUUCCCUUAAGGUGGUGGAAGGAGGCGGUGUCUGGCGGCCUCAGGUCCGAGGGGAUGGAUGGAGUUGGCAGCGUUCUGUACAAUGCGAUGGUGCAAUUGAGUGAUGGUAGGGUGGAGGACGACUCGGACGGAGAUUUUAUUGGGGGUUUUAGGGAUCCUGAGAUUUUGGUGGGUAUGAGAAGGGAAGGGGAGGCUGAGGUUAGUGGGCAGGAAGGGGUUUCUGGCAGCGAUGGGGAUUUGGCGUUGGUGUCAGAGUGGAUGUUUUUCACUGCUCUUAAAUGGCAUUAUGAUAAGGAGGAUGUAGAAAGUUCAUUACAUGGAGACAAUGGUGCACAUGAUUUAUUCUCUCUGAAGAUUAGACUUUGGUUUAUGAGGGAAGGGCAUUUGGUCAUAAAGAUUAGAGAAAAGGACAAUGAAGGGGGAGUUUUCUACAAAGCAUGCAACAUAUUUUGUUCGAAGUCUAGCGCGUUGUAUAUCUGGGACUUCUCAGGUCAGACAAGCCAGUUAUUUGGUAUUGACACCAUGGAUUCAGGUCAACCAGAUGAGAUGGUUAAGUUAGAUUUGAAAAUGUAUGGCUUGUCCUCUACCACCAAUGACGAAGAGAAGCAGGACGAGUAUCAGAAAGAGGAGUCUAACAUUGGUGGCUCUUCAACCAGUUCGCCACAUAGGAUGAAUGGCUGUAUGGAUAAAGUGAAAUUAUUUUCAAGGAUUACACCAGUGGUUGGUAGUGGCUCUUAUUGCACUGGUUCUUUGGGUUUGACUGGAUUGUAUAAUCUUGGAAAUACCUGUUUUAUGAACAGUGCUAUUCAAUGCUUGGUGCACACUCCAGAGCUUGUUGAUUAUUUUCUGGCAAACUUCAGGAGAGAUCUGAAUUGUGAAAAUCCACUGGGCAAGAAUGGCAAGUUUGCUAUAGCAUUCGGGAACUUACUAAGAAUGUUGUGGGUCCCAGGGGCCACACCAGUAGCUCCGAGGAUGUUCAAGUCCACUAUUGCUAGUUUUGCUCCUCAAUUUAGUGGGUACAACCAGCAUGAUUCCCAAGAAUUCCUUUCUUUUUUGUUUGAUGGUCUCCAUGAAGAUCUCAACCGUGUGAAGACAAAACCAUAUGUACAAGCAAAAGAAGAAGAUGGUCGUCCUGACGAUGAAGUGGCGGAUGAAUGCUGGGAAAACCAUUUAUCUCGCAAUGAUUCAAUCAUUGUUGAUCUAUGCCAAGGUCAAUAUAGAUCAACACUGGUUUGUCCCGUUUGCAAAAAGUUGUCCAUUACAUUUGAUCCAUUUAUGUACCUGUCGCUGCCGGUUCCUUGUUCAAAAUCACGAAAGAUGAUUGUGACAGUCUUGAGCACUGAAGGAGCUACCUUGCCACAUCCAGUUACAAUAAGAGUCCCAAACGAUGGGACCCUCAAAGAUCUUGAUGAGGCCCUGGGAAUAGCUUGUUUAUUGAGGGACGACGAAACACUAUUAAUUGCUGAGAUAUACAACCACUCUAUCUACAAGAUUUUCAAUGACCCUGGUGAUUCAGUUGAGCGGAUUAAAGAUUGUGACAAACUUGUUGCCUAUAGAUUGCCAAAAGAUAUGGAUGGAUCUUCUUUGUUCGUGUUUAUGCAUCAAGAGGAGAGGAAGUCAUACGGGUAUAAUUUCCUUUACGAGAAGUUUGGCAUCCCUCUCAUUGCAAGGAUACCUAUUUUUUCUGAAGGGUCCCAUUUGCGUAAACAUUUUCUUAACCUCAUUAAUCCACUGUUACUGUCUGGAGAAGAGCUCUUGAACGGUGAUGCCUCACGAAAGAGGUCCCAUGAAGAUGAAGUGGUAGAGGAAGGAUUUUUCGGAGAGGCUUCAGUCUCGAAUAAUGAAAGAGAUUCAGAUGCUCUGGAUGACUUUAAGUUUAUUUUGGAGAGACCUUUUGUUCAUUUGAAUCCCGUCAGGAUACAGAUGGAUGAGCCUGUGCCCAUUUCAAGUUCUGGCCAGCUAAUCAAAGUGAUCGUAUAUUGGCCAGAGAAAAUGGUUUUCAAGUAUAAUACUACGAUUCUGAGAUCGUUGCCGAAAGUUUGCAAGACUGAGUUCUUGUCCAAGGGGAAUCAAGAUUCUAUUUCACUGUAUAAUUGUGUUGAUGCAUUCUUGAAGGAGGAGCCUCUUGGACUGGAAGACAUGUGGUAUUGCCCUAAUUGCAAGGAGCACAGGCAGGCUAGCAAAAAGUUGGAUCUUUGGAGGUUACCGGAGAUUCUCGUCAUUCAUUUAAAGAGGUUUUCGUACACCAGAUUCUUGAAAAAUAAGCUCGAGGCCUUUGUGGACUUCCCCGUUGAUAAAUUUGAUCUCUCUAAUUAUGUUAUUCGGAAGAAUAACACUGUUGGCCAUAAUUACAUGUUAUUUGCUGUGAGUAAUCACUAUGGUGGCAUGGGUGGUGGUCAUUAUACUGCAUUUGCUAAACAUAAGCUUGAUAGGUGGUAUGAGUUCGAUGACAGCCAUGUAUCGCCUAUUACUGAUGAGCAGAUAAAGACACAAGCUGCCUAUGUCCUCUUCUACAAGAGAAUCUAG
Messenger RNA from Striga hermonthica, 2766 nucleotides. The record is from the annotation of a GenBank genome assembly. NCBI's taxonomy places the organism in Eukaryota, Viridiplantae, Streptophyta, Magnoliopsida, Lamiales, Orobanchaceae.